UCACAAUGUGCAGUCCAUUAAGGUAGUACUUUUUAAUCAUUGACGGUGUUGGAAGUUGGACAAAGGUGAAUGCUUACACACAGAAAAUGUGAGCUUGUAGCUGUUUAACACAUUGCUGUAUCAUUAUGAAUGUGUCCUCUCAGCCCCCAGUAAUAGUUAACACGACACAUGCCUUAGGAUUUACUGGCUUGUACAGUCGCUUGGUUGUUACCGGUCUGUGAACACUGCUUAGCCUUCAGCUAUUAACUUUGAGGAUCAACAUACCUUUUGUAUUUUAUCCAUCAUUAAAUAGUUCAGCUUUACAGCAUCAUUAUUGCUGUAACAUGGUGGAAGUGAUUACAUGCAAUGAAAGGACUGAGGAUGUUAAGGAGGACAUGAGGACUGAUGGCAAUGGACGCACUGUGGAAAAUGUGGCUCCAGAGCCGGUCAUCCAUGAAACCAAGGAAGAUCCAGAAACCCAAACGCAGAAGACCAGAACCUGGAUAUGGUCCGUAGUUUAUCUUUGUUUCUAUGGCUUCAUGGUGCAGCUGAAGCCUGGAGAGCCGUUUAUCACACCAUACCUGCUCAGUACAGAGAAGAACUUCACUAGUGAACAGGUCACCAAUGAAAUCAACCCAGUCCUCACAUAUUCCUAUAUGGUCGUGCUGGUGCCUGUCUUUCUGCUGACAGAUUACCUACGAUACAAACCUGUGCUGAUCCUUCAGAGCUUGAGCCAUGUUUCCAUUUGGCUCUUCCUGCUUUUGGGAGCCUCAUUGCUGGAGAUGCAGUUUAUGGAGUUCUUUUAUGGCAUCACCAUGGCUGCCCGUGUGGCGUACUCCUCGUACAUUUUCUCACUAGUACCAGCGACUGUUUACCAGCGUGUAGCCAGCUAUUCCCGCACAUCUGUGCUCAUGGGAGUCUUCACGAGCUCUGUGCUGGGUCAGAUAUGUGUGUCACUAGGAGGUGUAUCAUACAGGAUGUUAAGUGCAGUCUCUCUGGGGUUUGUCACUUUUGGGUUAUUCUUGUCCUUCUUCCUGCCAUGGCCCAAACGUAGCUUGUUUUUCAACCAAGCACGUCUGGAAGAGGAAAGGAAGGAAGCAGCUCAAUCGGAAUUGGCCAAAAUGAAGCCUGAGGAGAAUGAUGGCAGUGUGGCAGCACAAGGCAGUAACCACAAAUACCCAUCCUGGACAAAUACAGUGUUUGUUCAGAUGCUGAAGGAGUUAAAAAAUGUAGUGAAAGUUCCCAGUUUAAGGCUUUGGAGCUUGUGGUGGGUGUUCAAUUCCACUGGUUACUAUUUAGUACUAUUUUAUGUGCACAUCCUGUGGAAUAAAGUCUACCCUGCCACAGAUAACAAACAUGUUUACAACGGAGCGGUUGAAGCUGCCUCUACCUUAUUAGGGAUGUAUGUUGAACUUCUCCAAACAUUGCUGCGUCCACAUCUUUCUUACAUUCAACUACAAGUUUGCAUUCAGAUCUGUGCCCAUUCAAUCAACAACCAAAUGAUGGAACCGAAUCCCUGUCCAACAUGUGCAGUCACAUCAUUUGCGGCAGGCUAUGUGAAAAUUCGAUGGAAUCUUUGGUCUGAACUGGUGAUUGGAUUGAUCACUGCAGUACAGGCCGGACUACUGCUUCUCAUGGGCAUCACAGAUAACAUCUGGGUUUGCUAUGUGGCAUAUGCCCUGUUCAGAGGCUUCUACCAGUUCCUGGUGCCAAUCGCUAUUUUCCAGAUUGCCUCCUCUCUCACUAAAGAACUGUGUGCUUUAGUGUUUGGAGUAAACACUUUUCUUGGAACAGUCCUGAAAACGAUCAUCACUAUCAUUGUGGCAGAUAAGAGGGGAUUGGCUUUGAAUGUUCAGUCUCAGUUUUUUGUUUAUUUCUUUUACUUCACUCUGCUGACUGUGGUUUAUCUGGGCUGUAGUGCCUUUAUCAUCACAUGUCAUUACCGCAAUCAAAGAGCACAGGAGGAGACUACGGAAGUAGCUAUAGCCACUGAACUUAGUCCCAUGACAACGGCUGCUAGUGAAGGCACAACGGCACAUAAUGGAACCAGCAUUAAGACAUGAGAUUCAAAGGAAUUCUCCAUCUCUUAAACUGUUACUUCAAAAUCAGAACAUUUUAUUAUUUUAAGUAUGA
Sinocyclocheilus rhinocerous is the source of this 2112-nucleotide messenger RNA. Its product is annotated as folate transporter 1-like. Gene Ontology annotation, cellular component: apical plasma membrane; plasma membrane; basolateral plasma membrane. The record is from RefSeq and is a predicted model, not a curated record. The transcript is spliced from 7 exons. Bases 324 to 2042 code for a protein of 572 amino acids. Gene Ontology annotation, molecular function: folate:monoatomic anion antiporter activity; folic acid binding. Gene Ontology annotation, biological process: folate transmembrane transport. NCBI's taxonomy places the organism in Eukaryota, Metazoa, Chordata, Actinopteri, Cypriniformes, Cyprinidae.